AGGGGGGGGAGAGAGAGAGAGAGAGACAGAGAGAGAAAGAGAGAGAGAGAGAGAGAGAGAGACGUCUUGCUCACUUAGCAGAGUGAAUAAGUGCUGUCCGUGAGGAAUACCCCGCGCGCGCGCACGCACACGCACACGAGCGCGCACCGUAUUUCUGUCCUCGGAUGUUCAGCCUGUGACAGUGAGCAGCAAGCGGCUGUGUAUGUAAGAGUGCGUGUGUGUGUGUGUGAGUGUGUGUGUGUGCGCGUGUGUGUUUGGACUGGAGAAGAGCAGCAGGGCGCAUCGCGGGAUUUCUCCUCACUCUUCCCUCUGGAUUGUGAAUGGGGUUUUAUCCCGGGAUAAACUUCGGAUCAUUUCCCAGGGCUGAUUGUUUCUACAUAUUUUUUGGACACAAUGAUUGAGCAGAGCACGAGGGAUUUGUUUCUGGGGACCCUUCUGGUUUCUGUGUUCUCAGCUGUAUCAGUCCAGAGCAACCCGUUUGCUUCCCUGCCACCUCUGUCAGCGCCGCGGAUCUACCUGUCCUUCAAAGAACUGAAGUCUACAGGCACGGCACAUCACUUCGCCUUCUUGCUCAACUCCACUGACUACAGGGUCCUACGCAUGGACGAGGAUCAUGACCGCAUGUAUGUGGGCAGCAAAGACUACAUCCUCUCCCUGGACCUAAAUGACAUCAACAAAGAGCCUCUUAUAAUCCACUGGCCUGUGGCUCCUCUGAGGAAGAAUGAGUGUGUUCUGUCAGGGAAGGACAUCAAUGGCGAGUGCGGAAACUUCAUCCGGCUGAUUGAACCAUGGAACCGGACUCACCUGUACGUGUGUGGAACAGGCGCCUACAACCCCAUUUGUACCUACGUAGAUAGGGGUCAAAAAUCACAGGCUUUGCUCCAGAAUCAGAAUCUUCGAGCAGGAGGCCGAACAAGUCGCGCAGCAGAACCCAGUGCCUCGCCUGAGCCUUAUGCACCCAAGGAAUACAUCUUUCGUCUGGAGCCUGGUAAAGUGGAUUCUGGGAAAGGAAAAUGCCCAUUCGACCCCAAAUUAAACAGUGUGUCUGCGCUGAUCAAUGGCCAGCUCUACGCUGGAGUGUACAUCGAUUUUAUGGGAACGGACUCUGCCAUUUUCCGUACACUAGGGAAGCACACGGCCAUGAGGACCGACCAGUACAACUCGCGCUGGCUCAAUGAUCCCACGUUUGUCCAUGCACAGCUCAUACCAGACAGUGCGGAAAAGAACGACGACAAGCUGUACUUUUUCUUUCGCGAGAAGGCUUCAGAGAUGGGUCAGACCCCCAUGACUCAAUCCAGAAUUGGCAGGAUCUGUUUGAAUGAUGAUGGUGGUCACUGUUGUUUGGUUAACAAGUGGAGCACCUUCCUGAAGGCUCGACUGAUCUGCUCCGUAACCGGGGCUGAUGGCAUUGAGACGCACUUCGACGAGCUCCGGGAUGUGUUUAUUCAGAAGACUCAAGACACCAAGAAUCCUGUCAUCUAUGGAGUCUUCUCAGUGUCUGGGUCAGUGUUUAAAGGUUCAGCCAUAUGUGUGUAUUCCAUGGCCGACGUGCGUAUGGUCUUUAAUGGCCCCUUUGCCCACAAGGAAGGUCCAAACUACCAGUGGAUAGCCUACCAGGGGAAAAUCCCUUACCCACGGCCUGGGACAUGUCCAGGAGGGACGUUCACCCCCAACAUGAAAUCCACUAAAGAUUACCCAGACGAGGUUAUCAACUUCAUGCGGAACCACCCCACCAUGUACAAUGCCGUGUAUCCAGUGCACAAGCGCCCCCUGGUGGUGCGCACCAACGUCGAUUACGAGUUCACCACUAUCACUGUGGACCAAGUUGCAGCAGCAGAUGGCAGUUACGAGGUGCUGUUCUUAGGAACAGACAGAGGCACGGUGCAGAAAGUCAUUGUUCUUCCUCGAGAUGAUCUACAGACUGAGGAACUAGUUCUGGAGGAAGUGGAGGUCUUUAGAGUUCCAACACCAAUAACCACAAUGAAGAUUUCUCCAAAACGACAACAACUGUAUGUGAGUUCAGCAGUGGGAGUGACUCACCUGGCAUUGCACAGAUGUGAUGUGUACGGAGAGGGGUGUGCAGACUGCUGCCUCGCCCGGGACCCUUACUGUGCCUGGGACGGCAAGUCCUGCUCUCGCUACUCCACCAACCACAAGAGGCGCAGUCGAAGGCAAGAUGUGAAGUACGGCAACCCGAUUAGACAGUGCAGAGGAUACAACUCCAAUGCCAAUAGAAACACUCUGGAGGCGGUGCAGUAUGGAGUGGAGGGAAGCACAGCGUUCCUGGAGUGCCAGGCCAGGUCUCCUCAUGUGUCCAUCAAAUGGCAUUUUCAGAAGGAGAACAGUGACAGGAGACGAGAGAUUCGUUCAGAUGGGCGUGUGUUGCACACAGAUCAGGGCCUGCUUUUGCGCUCCCUGCAGCUCUCAGAUGCCGGCACCUACCAGUGCACAGCCACAGAGAAGAACUUCAAGCACACACUGGUCAAGCUGCAGUUGCUUGUGCUCUCAGUACGCACUGUCAACAGCAUCCAAAUGGAGACCGGAGCCUCUAUACCUGCCAUGCCCGCUGUUCCCCUACAGACCAGUGCCUGGACACCCAGUGCUGAGCAGUAUAAAGACCUGCUGACCAUCCUGAGCCAGCCUGAGAUGGGCUUAAUCAACCAGUACUGCCAGGACUACUGGCAAAUCGCUGAGCACGACAAGAAAGACCCGUAUGAACCGAAAGAGCAGCGCAAACCGCGUAACCGGAGACACCACGAGACCCAGAGGAGCUCAGCUGAGACACGAGGAGGAGGCUGAGGAGGCCGGAACAGACACAGAGACGCAUAAAGUACAUGCAUCCACAAGACUCAAGCAAAAACUCCAACCCGCUGAAACACAUCACACAUGAAAAUAAGUUAAACUACAGCGUGACCCAUGGACUUAAUGGACACAUUAGAGCAGCGAGAGUAGGCAGUAUUUAUUGUAGUUUGUACAUAGUUAGACUCUGUGGAUAUCUUUGUACUAAGAGCACAAAAAGAGAGAAAAACAAACAGUUUUGUGUAUAUGAUUCUUCUGUGCAGAUAUUUUAUUAUUGUUAUUCUUCGUAUAGCAUAUUUAUUAUAGUGUUCUUGUCCUAAUGAACUGUGUGAUUGUAUUACUGGAAAGGCGAAAGCACAGUUACAUGCUGUAUAUACUGAGUGGAUAAAUACUCAUGGCACCUCAUUUAUAGGUGAUCCUAAUAGGCCACCAGGUAAUAUACAAUAAGACAUUAGCUGUAGCACCAGUGGUUUUACUUACCAAGCAGUUUCCAUGGUUACGAGCUGUAUUCCUAAUCAGUCACACUUUGUUUGCUUUAGCUCCUGUUAGGUAACGGGCCACAUUACACUUAGUCCAGUGUCCAACGUGGGCCAGACGGGAAAAAAAAGUUAGUUUGUUAGAUCAAUAACACAUGAACAGCGCCUCUUAAAGGUGUUUUUUAUUCUAUCAGCAUUCACCUGAAAGUUGCAUUGUGAAUACACACAUGAACGGAACAUGCAUCUCCUACAAACCUGAUCAACAAAUUGCAAUUCAUUACAAAAAAAUUUCCAGAUUAUGGUUUUUCCAUACAGUGGCAUGCAUAAGUAUUCACCCCCUGGAACUUUUCCACUUUCUGUAUUGUUACAACCUGGAACUGAAAUAGACCUAAUUGCUAUUAUAUGUCCAAUUUUAGCAUGCUGAUGAAGGGUUACAAAUCAUUGUGUCGGUGGCUAGCACAUUUUUUUCCAGUAGCUGAGCUCUAUUUUCGCCUUCUAAUGGAAAACACCUGACUACAUUUUUCAGUUAUGGUUCACAAGACGAUCUUGCUUUAGAGCACAGAUUCAAAAUUCAUUUACUCGGCCUGAGUACGACCUUUAUCGACACCCCUGCUUUAGCUAUACUCGAGCAUAAUUAUAAUAAUAACUGUCUGAAUACUUAGCCGAGGAAAGAAUAUUCAUACAGUCAUUACCUGACUGGGAUAACACUGUGUACAGUGCAUCAGAAUCAUCCCAGCUCUACGCAGGAAGUUUAAAACAUCAGCUUUAUGUCUUUGUAAUGGUCUUGAUCUUCCAUGUCUAUAUGACUACAUGUGCAAAAUUCUUCUGUAAGUCACUAGUUCUGGUUCUAACCCAAAAGCACAUCCCACAUAGUAACGAUAUGCUCUUACUCAUGUUAACACGUUAUUUGUAAAUAGUACAUACAAUUAUUGCACGCACAAGAACUUAGUACACAAAGUUACAGAAUGCAUAGGAUUCAAAUCAGGACGUUGUUUGUUUGGAGUUUGUUUUUUGUUUUUUUUUUCUAAAUUAAAUGCAUAUUAAAACUGUAUGCCAUAAUGUGAUAACCUCGUACAUCUUUAUAACAGAGGAAUCAAGGAACACACUUUUAACCACCUGAUCCGGUCAUUUAGACUGUCGUCCCAGAGUUUUAGGAGAAUUGUUCUCAUUUUUUGCAUGAAAUGUUUUUGUACUGUACAGCUUUAUUAGUUACAACCCAGUUAUGUUGUUGUGUAGAUGUUUAUGGAUGGUCUUUUAUGUAAGAAUCACUUUAUGUGAAAACCACAAAGGAACAUAGAGACUGAUUUAAAGGAACAGAGAAUUACUUCAUGCACAAGUCAAGCUGUUAGGAAGCUUCGUGGACUUCACUCUCAUGUCUCUCUUGCCUGUCUUGUGGAAUUGCUUGACAUGUGGUAAAGCAGGCUGCUUCAAAUGACUGUUGUACAAUAUCGGGGGUUCUAUUUGUAAUACAUUAUAUACCACUGUGGUUUGUCUUUCAUUUUGUCUUUUCUAAUAUUUUCUGUGUAUAAAAUAUUAUUGGAAAUAGGUGUUCUUCAAAGUUAAUGUUAUGGUACUGACUUUACUGUGCUUUUUUUUUUUCUUUUCUUUUAUUGUUGUUGUUGACUAAAUAAAGUUCUAUAUUUUAUAACAAAA
This is a messenger RNA of Ictalurus punctatus (channel catfish), 4928 nucleotides long. RefSeq names its product sema domain, immunoglobulin domain (Ig), short basic domain, secreted, (semaphorin) 3Fa (gene sema3fa). Gene Ontology annotation, biological process: semaphorin-plexin signaling pathway; positive regulation of cell migration; neural crest cell migration. The record is from RefSeq and is a predicted model, not a curated record. The coding region runs from base 394 to 2799 and encodes 801 amino acids. The transcript has 19 exons. NCBI's taxonomy places the organism in Eukaryota, Metazoa, Chordata, Actinopteri, Siluriformes, Ictaluridae. Gene Ontology annotation, molecular function: chemorepellent activity; semaphorin receptor binding.